Molecule: messenger RNA, 5917 nt
Organism: Peromyscus eremicus (cactus mouse)
Lineage: Eukaryota; Metazoa; Chordata; Mammalia; Rodentia; Cricetidae
Gene: Zscan30
Product: zinc finger and SCAN domain containing 30
Exons: 3
Coding region: 1122-2645 (507 amino acids)
Biological process (GO): regulation of transcription by RNA polymerase II
Molecular function (GO): RNA polymerase II cis-regulatory region sequence-specific DNA binding; DNA-binding transcription factor activity, RNA polymerase II-specific
Source: RefSeq, a predicted model, not a curated record
UGUCACUCAGACCAGGUUCCUGAGAUUUCUCCUACAGGCAGCUCUCCCUGCCUCUUCUGGUCCCUCUCUCUCUGGUCAGUCAGUGGUCUUUUUCUUGUGUUUACCUUCUUUUGAUUUAUCAUGCUUUUUACCUGUUUUUUUUCCCCCACAUUGAACUAAGAGACCCUGGGAAGACAACUUUUAAUGUGAGACUUCUGCUUGGCAGUCUGUAUAGCACGCAUUAAAUUUUUUAAAUAUUUGUGAAAUAAUGAAAGAAGGGAAGCCAUGACUUUUUUAUGUUGUGACUUACAGUCAGGAAUAAUCUCUCCUUCUUUGUGCAUUCAUGGACAUUUCCUGUGGCCCUCUCAUCCAAACAUUUUGCCAUCACUAAUUUGCAAGAACAACCAAGACUGGUCUGGGCAGUCAAUUCUGGAAUAAAAACAGCCAGUGACUGAGCAUCAGGCAAUCCUAGGUCCUGACCAGUUUGGAGACUUGGGCAAAUUCAAGAUGACUGACUUCUUCAUCUGUAAAACAUGGGGAUGACAUUUACUGCACAGUGGUAUCACUGAGACUCAAUAAAAUAGCUCUUGUAAGCUGGCUAGCCCAUAGCAAGUGUUACAUUUUGAGUUCCCGUCUUUGGGAGACUCCAUGGCAGGACAGAGCUAAAUACUUGCAGAGUCCAGCUCUGCUGUUUAUUAGCUGUGUUAUCUUAUGAUGCUCAGAAGCCUCAUUUGGAGCAUGGACAAAAACACAAUUGUCCUUAUGGGGCACUAUUUUAUCAUCCCUAAUGCUAUCCCUAAUGUUAUUACUAAAGGUCGCAUGAUUUUAGCUAUACUAAAAUUUUGUCGCAUGUUCUGAAAACAGUCUUGAAUUAUCUAUAGAUUAUCAUUUGUAUGGAAGUUCCCUUUUAGUCCGUUUUCUACACAGUCACUGUAACCAGUGAGCUGAGUUCCUUAGUUCUGCAGGUCAGUCCCCCAACCCCCAGUGGUAUAUACCCAGGUGGCUAUCCUUCAUUAACAUGUAUAUACAUUCUGAGCACAUGCUUUCCCUGUGUAACCUGAGCACUGUCCACCUCAGGGGCUCUUUGGAUCCACCUCCUCUCUGCCUCAGCUAGGUAGUCUUUUCAGAUUGUCUUGCCCAGGAUGUUCAGAGAGGCCACAGCCUUGGCCUGUCAUGCUGCAAAAGGACAAAAUGGACUCAGCGUUGUGAAAGUUGAAGAAGAAAAUGUUUGGAGGCAGGACUUCAGUCUUCAGGGAAACCUCCAGAGCCAGGAGGUUUUCCGCCAGCAGUUCAGACAGUUUGGCUACUCUGACUUCACUGGGCCCCGGGAGGCUCUGAACCAACUGCAGAAGCUCUGCCAGCAGUGGCUGAGGCCAGAGGAGCAUUCCAAGGAGCAGAUCGUGGAGCUGCUGGUGCUGGAGCAGUUUGUGGCCAUCCUGCCUGUGGAGCUGCAGGCCUGGGUGCAAGAGCACAGACCUGGAAACGGAGAGGAGGCUGUUACUCUGCUGGAGGAGCUGGAGAGAGAAUUUGAUGAACCUAAACAACAGGACACAGCUCAUGGCCAUGAAGUGAUCUGCAAAGAAAUGACACUCAUGGGAACACAGAAGUCUCCAAGUAGCCCACUGCAGUCCCUGGAGAACCAUUGCAGGAGUGAACCCCAGGAGCCCCGGGUUUUCCAGGAGCGAGAUGAGGCAACCCUACCAUUUAGGGUUGAGGAAGGAGAUAGCAAGAUGGUGGCUGACAAAGUAUUGACAGCAAAGCAAGAAAUUGUUGAAUGUGUUCCAGCAGUGGCCAUGGCAUCUCCAGGAAGACUUCCUAGGGCAGCUUCUCCAGUACAGACAGCUGAAGAAACUCUGCGCUGUCUGGACAUCAAUGAGAAGCAAAGAGGAAGUGAUACAAGCAACGAAACGAGUCCACUUUCCUCCCAGGAAAGCUAUCUCAGUCUGGCAGCCUUUACCAAGAAACCCUCCACAGAACAGAACACCUUGGAGUGUAAUGAAGGGGAAGGACUUCUCAGUCUAAACUUACAUGGUACUACACAGCCCAGAACUCCCACAGGGAAACUGCUCUAUGAAUGCUUGGAUUGUGGGAAAGCUUUCUGCCAUAGGUCAAAGCUGAUUAGACAUCAAAGAAGUCACACUGGAGAGAGACCUUACGCAUGUAAAGAAUGUGGAAAAGCCUUUGGUUUCAGAACAGAUCUUGUUAGACAUCAGAGAAUUCACAGUGGUGAAAAACCCUACAAAUGUUCUGACUGUGGAAAAGCUUUCAGGGGCAGCUCAGGGCUUAUUAGGCAUAGGAGAAUUCAUACUGGAGAGAAACCUUAUGGUUGUGAUGAAUGUGGGAAAGCCUUCAGCCAGAGCUCUACUCUUAUUCAGCAUAAGAAGAUUCACAGUGGAGACAAAGGCUAUGAAUGUACUGAAUGUGGUAAGGCUUUUAGAAGAAGUUCUGUUCUUAUGGAACAUCAAAGAAUCCAUACUGGCGAGAAACCUUAUGAAUGUAAUGAAUGUGAAAAAUCCUUUAAUCAAAGCUCAGCACUCACCCAGCACCAGAGAACCCACUCUGGGGAAAAACCUUAUGGAUGUUAUGAAUGUAGGAAAAUAUUUAGGCACAGGUCAGGCCUUAUGCAGCAUCAGAGAACACACACCAGAGUUCAACUCUGUGGGUAAGAGUUGUGUUAUUGUGAAAUGCAGGGAAUUCACUUUGAAGGUUAGACUCCACAAAAAAAUAGAAGUUUCCUGACUGCAGGACUUUUGUCUUUCUAGCCCAGUUCAGUUCUGUAAAGAAAUUCACACAAAAAUGCUUCUAUAUUUAGAUCUUGUCUAUGAAGAAUGGUAAAAAGACUGACCCAUUUCUGAAUGAGGACUCACACCAAUCUGCUCUUCAUCCCAUUCCUCACUACAGAUGAACUGUCUUUGAGCACCUUCAUGUAAGUCCAUGACUGAGACACAGAUCCUGCAAGAUCUCCUUGUAAGGUGGCAAAGAUCACUGUUCAGCAAAGUGUUUGUGUCUGACGGGAGUAGGCAUGUUUUAAGAGUUACUGAACUCUGAAAUGUUGAAUUGAGGCUAUGAAAUGUCAUGUCCUGAAUCAGUUUAAUAUCUGAGGGAUGGAAGCUCAUUCUGCCCCCUUGCCAGUUCUUUCCACCCUGAGUUUCCUGUUGCAGUGUGCACCCUUAUUUGGUACCCCCUGGGCUUAGCUACUGGAAGAACAGACUUGCUCACUGCACUCUCAAAAUAAAGGGCUAAUGGAAUAUACAGAUUUAUUAGACAAGUUAUUAUGGUAAGAGUGUGCCAAUAAUUGCCAGAUAAAUUCAGUGUUCUGUUGGAAGACAUUUCAGAGAUGCUUUACCUGAUCUACGAGGUAACUAAAGAUUUCCUGGGUGUGAUAUCUCAUUUGAGACCUAAGAUACAGAAAUUGCCUGGCUAUUGGCAGAACAGAAGCAGAGUUUUUCAUACAUACAUGGCAUGAUGAGAAGAGAGGGUCUGGAGACAUUCCUGUUUCUUGACUUCAAUUCCUGCUGAAGUUUUCUUUGACCCCAGUUCAGAAGCCAGGUGGGUUUCUUUUCCUGUUUGUAAUAGCCUGAGUUGGACACCUUGUUUUAGGUCACAAGACCUGUAUGAUCUAGAUGUAUUCAGAAUUAGCAUGGUAAUAGAAAACCCUGGUGUUUGGAAAGUCAUACAUGUACACCAAGGAAACAGCAUAAAUUGGAAGCUGAAGGACACUGAGGUCUGGAGUCUCCCUCAGCAUUGGGUUUGCAGAUGAUAAGCCACUUGAGGGAAGUACAUAUGAAUCAAUCUUUCAGACUCUACAAAAACUUCCUUGAUUUUAAUGUGGCAGUUUUAGUUAACCCACAAUUGCUGAAGGUAAUUUUUACUUAGGAAAAUGCAGAAUUGGCGAUAGCUAUUGUGAAUAGGGGAGGUAGGACUGGAUGUGGUUUUCGCUUCCAAAGGUUGUACAAUUAUCAUUUAAGCUCUAAUUUAAAGGGAUAAUUCAAAUGGACAGUGAAUUGCCUUUUCUUAUAGAUGACAAGUGAAUGAAUCAAUGUUUUAAAUAUCAUUUAACCCUUCUUCUAAUUGUGAGUAUUGAGAGGUAUAAAUCAAUAGUCCUAUUACCCAUAGCAAAACUAACUUCUGAACUACUUCCUAUUAGUGUUUUUCUGUAAUCCUAAUAUUUUUGGUAAAAAUCUUUUUGCUAAUUUUAAUAUUUAUAUCUUCAAUAUGCACUCCAGUUGCUUAGUAUCAGUAUGUAAUGGAAUGUAUUGUAAUAAAACUGAAAUUUUAAAGUUUUGCUUUUAAAUCAUUCAGGUAAAGGAAUACAACAUGAGUGGAGUUGGGCUGGAGGGUGGGAAGAGUGUGGAAAAAAGGUAGGUAGCACACUUCGUUUCUAGUUCCUGGGUUAAAUGAACAGCACCAGGAAGCUAUGACAGCCAGACUUUUAAGGCUGAGUUGCUGGAGCAUUGGAAUGAAAGUAAGAACCUUUUAAAUUCCUACAUAUACUAAAUCCACCAAGAUAUCCUCCCUCCUCAAUCCUAAGUGCUGAGAAAGACCUUGGGAAUGACUACUUUUAAAUUAUGUGCAUGUGAAUGCAAAUACCUAGAGGCCAGAAGAGGGCACUGGGUCCCCCUGAAGUGGAGCUACAGGGAGUAAAUCACUCAAUGUGGUUGCUGGGAAUGGAACUCUGGUCCCAUACAAAAGCAGUAUCUGCUCUGAGCCAUCUCUCUAGUCCCAUGUUUUGAGUAAUUUUGAGACAGGGUUUCAUAUAAAGCCUAGGCUGGCCCAAGAGAUGGGACUUUCCUCUUCAGUUGUUCACAAACAGAAGUAGGUUAUUGGGUCACUGUCAAAUGACUGAAAGACUCAGUCCUCUCUCAGUGUUAGUUGCAGGCUGUGGAAAUGAGGGAGAAAGAAAGGUAUGAAGCUGAUUUAAGACCCAUGCGAGGCAAGCACUGCUUCAGACUGCCACUGGAGCAAGAGGAAGAAAAGCACAGAGCAGAGAAGGACAUUAGUUAUUCCUCUCCGAAAAGGCUGUUGAAACUGACCAUAAGAUCAUCUUCAGCUCCUUUAACGUGAGCCGAUAGCUGUGAGCUAACAACUUGUUUACACCUGCUGAAUUCAUGGAAAAGCACUCAUGACAGAAGUUCUCAGCCACAAAUCUUCAUGCAGUUCACUUGCACAGGAAUUUAGAAUUUGAAGGGGAUUCUUCUAAAACUAUAAAGUAGGUAUGUCUGCAUUGAUUUCAUCAACAAUGAAAGACUAGAGUUAAGUUAGUUAAGACUUGAGACAGGGAUGUCCUAGAAGGCAAGGGCUUAUUUCCACACCUAUUUUGGGCCUUUGUUCACUACCUGCUCUGUCUAGGGCUGGGGAACCUAGGGAUUAAGCUUGAGCCUUAAACAUGGUAAACUUAUGCUUUACAACUGAACUAUAUUCUCCUGCCCCUUCCUCUACAAACAGUAUUAGAUUUUGCAGUAAAACUUGAAAUACAAAAACAGCACACUACCUGUAACUUCAUCACCCAGGAGUAACCAGUAUAACAUCUUGACAUUGUGUAUUUCCAUUAUUUUUAAUGCAUAAUGUUUUACACAGGAUCAUGUUGUAUAUAUUGUAUAUUUAAUAUAUCAUGAAUGUUUAACAUGUUUUAACAGCUUGUAAGGAUGCAUAUUCAUGGUUUCUUACGUGUAUUUCUGGGUAGAAUGUCAAAGUCCAAGGCAGUGCUUAAGGCUUCUGGCCAGAGAUAUGUAUUCACAGACCGUUAGCAGCAAGAGAGUCCUAAUUUGCUCGAAUCCUUGUUAAUUUUAUAUGGAAAACAAAUACCACCUUCCCUCCUAUUCCAGUAUGACUAUAACUUGUAAGACUGGACAUAUAUGUAUUGUUCACUGACACAUCUGUGAUUUAAAUGGUAAUGGAACUUUUUCAUGAAUAGUAGUAAAGUGCUUCCAGAAUAGAA